This is a messenger RNA of Saccostrea cuccullata (small rock oyster), 2629 nucleotides long. Its product is annotated as neo-calmodulin-like. The record is from RefSeq and is a predicted model, not a curated record. Bases 739 to 1272 code for a protein of 177 amino acids. Gene Ontology annotation, molecular function: calcium ion binding. NCBI's taxonomy places the organism in Eukaryota, Metazoa, Mollusca, Bivalvia, Ostreida, Ostreidae. The transcript is spliced from 5 exons.
UUGUUGGGCGCCGAUGAUAUGUAUUGUAUUGCUCAACAAAAAAUAGGCGCAAUUCGCAGGUGUUGGAUUGUUAUUGACACAAUGUGCACCAACAUAGCAUUAUCUUUGUCGGCAAUCUCUGUGUAUCAUCAGUAUCUAUAAAGUGUUCAUAUCAGUACUCCUCACAAUAAUUGCUCAGAACGGUCUUUCGAAUGUAAAUUCUCAGUGGCGUUUUGUUGGAACCAAGCGACAACUUUAUAUGAUUCUCUGCUACAAAUAUACGUACUUUUAAUUAAAGGAAUUCAGAAAAGCAGACCAUUGUACUGUCCAUUUUGUUUUGUUUUAUGUUAUUACCAACGAUUGGAACAGAAGGAAAUUCACGACUGUGCGGAUUUCACUAGAUAGGUAGAAGUAAAAGUAACGUUUCCGAGGCCACCGCAAGAAAUUGAUUUUUUGGAAUUUCCGCCCAUACGCCUGCUAUGUUCCACGACUUGAAGUUAAUUACGGUCUCUUUGAUUGGUGGGAAUUAAUCAACUACAGAUUUUGUGUAUCAAGAAAAGUGAUAAUUGUCCUAUACCCUAAAUUAAAUUGAAAACGAGACUGGUCCCAGAAUUGCAAUGUGAUACUUCAAGGGCGCUGUAAAAUUGUCGUUUCAAAUAGGAUAAAUUCAACCACAGCUCUAUAUAUUCAUCAAAAAGCAAAAAGCUUCCUCGCCUCAGUCCGAAAUCCAAGAAAAAAAUAAGUCGGACGAAAAACGAAAUGGACACGAAAAAUGGCGACCCCAACAAGAAAAUGGCCAACGGCUUCACUAGCCAAGAAAACCAUGAUAUGAAACAAGCUUUUGAACUUUUUGACAAAAACCAUGAUGGCAAAAUUUCCAGUGACGAACUAGGAAGGGUUUUACGGACCCUUGGUCAUAACUACUCCCAGGAGGAAGUAGAAGACAUGAUAAAGAAUGCGGACACGAAUGAAAAUGGAUUCGUUGAAUUUGACGAAUUUGUAGUUAUGAUGAGGAGGUGGACGCACAAUAGCGUAGUAGAGGGCGCUGAUGGAGUCUCGACGUCGUCAUCGUCAUCUAAAUCAGAGAAACAACUGGAGGCAUUCCGAGUGUUUGACAUGGAUGGAAACGGGUAUAUUGAUAAGCAUGAACUGAGGUACACCAUGAGGCGACUUGGCGAGAAUUUGUCAGACGAAGAUAUUAAAGAAAUGUUCAAGGAGGCGGAUCUAAACGGAGAUGGUCUAAUAGAUUACAGCGAAUUUUCUAGAUUACUGCACAAUUUUUUACCGGAGUAACCGCAGCAUUGUGAUGGGUCUUGUUGUUGACGAAAUAAUACCAAUGAUGUCAUCAGCUUCCGUUAUCUGCUAAUUUCUACAUAAUUAUUACCGGAACAGAGUAUGUGGAGUAUAAAUUAUUCUGAAUUCCAGCCACGGGAAGUUAAACUCAUGAUUUGAUAACUCGUACCUCAUUGAACGCAGUGGAUGCCUGACAUUUACUCAUCGACGGAGUUGAUAGUACAAUACAUUCCAUUGGUCAAAGAGGCGAUCACGUGAUGUGAUGCAACAGCUCUCAUUUCCAAUCAGAGAAUAUUUUGUCUCAUUCAAAAGCUCAGCGACUGUAUACUUGUGGGCAACAUCAAACAUCUGUAUUCACAUUCAGCUGUAUUUAAAUUUCACUUGGAAAUAAUUGAAGUAAUUAUUAUAGAUGUUAAAACAUUUUCAGUGUUCAUAUGUUCAAAUAACAUAUGACCACCUUUUAUAAAAUUCUAUUCAAAAUUAAUAAAUUGAUAAAGUUAGAAAGCUUUAGCAAUCAUACACAACUAGCACACCUUCUAUCGGCAAAUAAACUGUCAAUAAAUUAGCGAUAACUUUUUAGAACAAUUAUAUGUAACUGUUUACAAUUUGAGGUUGACGCAUGAUUUGUUGUUGAUUGCUGAAUAUUUAUAAGAGAAUUACCCUGUUACGUGUAUCAUCAUUUGUCGUUAAUACUGAUGUUUAACUUUUUAACCAUUUCAUUUGAAAUGGGAUGUGUUUGUCCUUCACCUUGUUAACUGGAUUGUUCUUUUUUUUAUUUUUAUAUGUAUUUGACUUUAUCAAUUUUCUUUUGUGUGUGAUAAUCAGAAUAUUUUCAAUAUUUCUCCGCCAAUUAUGGACGAUUUAUUUUUGGUGAAUACAAGGAGAAAUUGUUGGUAUCUAGAAACCUUGUGCUAAGUUAAAAUUAAUAGAUAUAUAUAUGUAUACUUAAUGUAUGUAUACUUAAUGUAUAGAAAGUUUUAUUUACAAGUUUGUGAUAUCUAUGGUACUUGACUUAUUAUAUGCAGAAUGAUAUCACGUGAUUCAAAUAAUGUUAAUUUCAUAGUACUUCAAGGGAAAUAAGGAAAUUUUCCUGCGAAUUAUUUAAUUACUUAAUGGAUGUCUUCCUGUCUUUAAAAUUAAAAAAAAAUGUUUUUCUUAGCUAGAACAUGAUUUUUCUAAUUUUAGGGUUUAGAAUUUUACACCGAUUUACUUUUGAAAUCCAAAAGUAAAAGUAAAAGAAGGAUUUGUCUGUGAUGAUCUCCCAAAGGAACCAGAGUGUUGUUAAUAAUUACAAAUAUUGUAAAUACAGUUUACAUUACACUUAAUAAAACAAUAAACCAUUUUUGAGUUCUCAGAA